UUCUCCGUCCGCUGCUGUCUCGCGCUCCCCCCGCCUGCUUCCGCCUCUCUCUCUCUCUCUCUCUCUCGCUCUGUCAUUAGCCGCAGAAGCUGCAACACCGGCGAUGUCUCCGCGGGGUCCUAAAGCCUACAUAUGUUUGCCGUCCUCAUUUUGUUUUCGUGUGAUUGACUGUUCCGUUCAAUAAAAGGCUGAAAGUACAUCAGCGACUUUGGAUGUCAUUAUAGUACCUCAAUGGGGUACCUCAAUGUAAAAUCAAAGAAACAGCCAAGCUGCGACUCAUAACUCAUAAAACCCGGAAGUUGAGGUUAGUGUUGGACCGAUUAUCGAUUAUCAUCGCCGAUAAUCGGCAUUUUGACUCAUUUUGAGCCAAAUUUAGUCCGCUAGUGAAUAAGAAAUGAAUUUAAAACCGGCUAAACUUCGGGGAGCCAUUUUUUUUUUGUUUUUUUUUUCAGUUAACUUUAUAAGAGAUGCUGCUGAUCCUGGAAACGCCCAGCACUUUUUGUUUUUGUUUUAAAUAAAAACAAUGAUAAGUGAAAGAUUAAGAUUUACUUUAUAUUGAAAUUUUGGGGAAAAAAAAUUUCCUAUAGAAAACUUGUGGGUGCUAUUUAUUUAUUUUUAGCUAACUUUAUAAGACAUGCUGCUGAACCUAGGAGCUCCCUGUACUUUUUGUUAGAAUUUUAAAACAAAGAUUUCUCUUGUCUAUGAUUUAAAAAAGAAAACUUUAACAUGUCGCAAAUCCAAAAUGUUAUUGAUCAUAUGAUUAAAGGCAUUUAAAUAAAUUUAAGUGCUUGAGUUUGUAGUUCAUAUUCAAAACUUUGACGCUGGCAUAGAUAAAUUAAUGUUGCUAUAUUUUGAAUUCAUAAAUAAUAAUUUUCCGACAAAUGAAGUGGAAUUAGUUAAUUUCCUUCUUUUGCACUACCGACCGACCCUUUUCACAAAAGCAAUAUUUUCACAGUGUUUGGGAGCCCUGCACUUGUUUCUCGUCAACAAGGCGGUAAUAGCAGACAAUGACACCCGUCCCGGAGUAUGUUACUUAUGUGCAGUCUACUCUGUAAUUUUGCCUCUUAAAUGCAAUUUCUUUCUCCAUGGAAGUUGGAGGCUCUUCUUCUUUUGUCUCAUCAUCUGGCCUUCUCCCGUUUCCAAAGAAGCAUUUAAAAAACAAUGUUUCUUUCUUUUUCUUGCUAGCUUGUGGGGUUCCUUUUUCACUAUAUCAUGUGAGCAAGACAAGCAGUUUGACUUGUGUACAUAGGCACAGACGGAUUCACCUGAUUUUCCAAAUAAAACUUCUUUCAGACUCUGAUGAGCUAUAAAAUGUUUUUGUUAAGUGUUGCUGAGAAUCAUUAAUUUUACUUUUACCUUUAUUAAAUAACACAUGGCGGCACAGGGCUGCAUGGUGGUCGACUGGUUAGAGUGUCAGCCUCACAGUUCUGAAGACCGGGGUUCAAAUCCUGGCCCCGCCUGUGUGGAGUUUGCAUGUUCUCCCCGUGCCUGCGUGGGUUUUCUCCGGGCACUCCGGUUUCCUCCCACAUCCCAAAAACACGCAUGGUAGGUUAAUCGACAACUCUAAAUUGCCCGUAGGUGUGAAUGUGAGUGCGACUGGUUGUUUGUUUGUAUGUGCCCUGCGAUUGGCUGCCGACCAGUUCAUGGUGUACCCCGCCUCCUGCCCGAUGAUAGCUGGGAUAGGCUCCAGCAGGCCUGCGACCCUAGUGAGGAGAAGCGGCUCAGAAAAUGGAUGGAUGGAUGAAUAACACAUAAUUGUGUAAGUUUGAACAUUUAAUUGAAUGAUGUCAAAUUAAUAAAAUAUACACCACAACAUUUGAUAAACACUUUCAAAACCAUCUCUUAAAUAAAUGACGUCAUCCACAACUAUUUUUAUCUCGCGGCUAGACUAGUUCUCGCUUCAUCUCCACGAUUCUAGAGCGUUCGAGAUGAAGCCCGCGUUAAUAGUCAGUGUUGUGAUGUUAUUGCCUUCACAAUAAGAGCAAAUGUGGUUUAUCUGCACUACCAUGGACCGAAAUCUACUCCAGUGUUUCUGUUUUAUUUUGAAAAGUCAAACAGGAACUUGCUGUUGUUGGUACCAUCCCUGACGAAACUUCUGGAAGUGUCCAGAGUGACAGCUCGGCUGCUAUAAAAGCAGCUGAGGGACAGCCAGAUAUCAGAGCAAGAACAAGAGCCACAAGAGAAGAUCCACAAGAUCCAAAGACCUCACAGAGCACUUUCAAGUAAGCAUCUUGACAAUCAAACAAACAAAAUGGCAUCAGCAAAAGGUGUCGCCAUCGGCAUCGACCUGGGCACCACGUAUUCCUGCGUGGGUGUUUUCCAGCACGGCAAAGUAGAGAUCAUCGCCAACGACCAAGGCAACAGAACCACGCCCAGCUACGUGGCGUUCACCGACACCGAGAGGCUCAUCGGCGACGCCGCCAAGAACCAGGUGGCGUUGAACCCCAGCAACACUGUGUUUGACGCCAAGCGACUGAUCGGAAGAAGGUUUGAUGAUCCGGUGGUGCAAGCGGACAUUAAGCACUGGUCCUUCAAGGUGGUCGCCGAUGGAGGCAAGGCCAAAAUCCAGGUGCAACACAAAGGCGAGGACAAGUCCUUCUACCCAGAGGAGAUCUCCUCCAUGGUGCUGGUUAAAAUGAAGGAGACGGCCGAAGCCUACCUGGGUCAGCAGGUGUCCAGUGCCGUGGUCACGGUCCCUGCCUACUUUAACGACUCUCAGCGGCAGGCCACCAAAGACGCAGGCGUCAUCGCGGGACUGAACAUCCUAAGAAUCAUCAAUGAGCCCACAGCGGCCGCCAUCGCCUACGGUCUGGACAAAGGCAAGUCGGGAGAACGCAACAUCCUCAUCUUUGACCUGGGUGGCGGCACCUUCGACGUGUCCAUCCUCACCAUCGAGGGUGGCAUCUUCGAGGUCAAAGCCACUGCCGGAGACACGCAUCUGGGCGGAGAGGACUUUGACAACCGCAUGGUGGAGCACUUUGUGGCCGAGUUCAAGAGGAAGCACAAGAAGGACAUCAGCCAGAACAAGAGGGCCUUGAGGAGGCUGCGCACCGCCUGUGAGAGGGCCAAGAGGACGCUGUCCUCCAGCUCCCAGGCCAACAUCGAGAUCGACUCCCUCUUUGAGGGCGUCGACUUCUACACCUCCAUCACCAGAGCUCGCUUUGAGGAGCUGUGCUCGGACCUGUUUAGGGGAACUCUGGAGCCGGUAGAGAAAGCCCUGAGGGACGCCAAGAUGGACAAGGGCCAGAUCCACGACGUGGUCCUGGUCGGCGGCUCCACGCGUAUUCCCAGAAUCCAGAAGCUCCUCCAGGACUUCUUCAAUGGCAGGGAGCUGAACAAGAGCAUUAACCCCGACGAGGCGGUGGCUUACGGCGCCGCCGUCCAGGCCGCCAUCCUCACGGGGGACACCUCGGGCAACGUCCAGGACCUGCUGCUGCUGGAUGUGGCGCCUCUGUCGCUGGGCAUCGAGACCGCUGGAGGAGUCAUGACGGCGCUCAUCAAACGCAACACCACCAUCCCCACCAAGCAGACGCAGAUCUUCAGCACCUACUCCGACAACCAGCCCGGCGUCCUCAUCCAGGUCUUGGAGGGCGAGAGAGCCAUGACCAAGGACAACAACCUGCUGGGAACGUUUGAGCUGAGCGGAAUCCCGCCAGCUCCCCGAGGCGUGCCGCAGAUCGAGGUCACCUUCGACGUGGACGCCAACGGCAUCUUGAAUGUUUCGGCGGUGGACAAAAGCACCGGCAAAGAGAACAAGAUCACCAUCACCAAUGACAAAGGUCGUUUGAGCAGAGAGGAGAUCGGGAAGAUGGUGGACGAUGCCCAAAAGUACAAAGCUGAGGAUGAACUGCAGCGGGACAAGAUCGCCGCCAAGAAUGCUCUGGAGUCCUACGCCUUUAACGUAAAGAGCAGCGUGCAGGACGAGAAGCUGGCGGCCAAGUUGAGCGAGGAGGACAUGAAGACGAUGAUGGACAAGUGCGAACAGACCCUCAGCUGGCUGGAGAACAAUCAGCUGGCAGACAAAGAUGAGUUCCAACACAAGCAAAAGGAGCUGGAACGAGUGUGUCAGCCAAUCAUCAGCAAGUUGUAUCAGGGGGCGGGGCCUGCGCGAGGCUGCAGGGCGCAGGCCCAGGCCGGCGCCCAACCCGGUACCCAGGGGCCCACUAUUGAAGAGGUGGACUGAGGACCUUUUCUUGCAUCUCAGAGUUGAAGACGAAUUUUAAAAUGUUACUAUUUAAAAUGUUUAAACUAUAAUUGUGUUUACUUUGUCAUGUACCUAAUUAAUUUGGUAAAUACAUUCUUUCAGUUUGA
Molecule: messenger RNA, 4311 nt
Organism: Phyllopteryx taeniolatus (common seadragon)
Lineage: Eukaryota; Metazoa; Chordata; Actinopteri; Syngnathiformes; Syngnathidae
Product: heat shock 70 kDa protein 1
Exons: 2
Coding region: 2252-4183 (643 amino acids)
Biological process (GO): cellular response to unfolded protein; protein refolding
Cellular component (GO): blood microparticle; vesicle; cytoplasm
Molecular function (GO): ATP hydrolysis activity; ATP binding; misfolded protein binding
Source: RefSeq, a predicted model, not a curated record